Molecule: messenger RNA, 1656 nt
Organism: Populus euphratica (Euphrates poplar)
Lineage: Eukaryota; Viridiplantae; Streptophyta; Magnoliopsida; Malpighiales; Salicaceae
Product: xyloglucan galactosyltransferase KATAMARI1-like
Exons: 1
Coding region: 1-1656 (551 amino acids)
Molecular function (GO): glycosyltransferase activity
Source: RefSeq, a predicted model, not a curated record
AUGGAGAGACUAGCUAUUAUCCGAAACUGGUUUGUCUUCCUUGUUGCCUUCUCUUUCUUCGUUGUGUUUUUUAAAGCUUUUGAUUAUUCUGUUUUAAGUGCCGAUGGAAAAAACAGCGCCACCUCUUUAAUCAGCAUCUUUGUCAAUUCCUUUAACAACCUCCAUGCCCAUAAACCUAAUCACUCUCUUGAUGUCCCUCAAAUGUUCAACCAAAACGCUUCUCCUGAUCCAUUAGUCGAUACUGAUAAUCCUUUUAUUGAUGUCAUUGAGUCUCUUGAUCAAGCAAAUAAUCUUUCUGUGAACAAGAAUACUACAUUGGCUGCGAGAACCAAGAGACCAGUAGAUUCUUGCGAGGGUCGUUACAUAUAUGUUCAUCAUCUUCCUCGCCGAUUCAAUGAUGAUGUACUGAAAAAUUGCUCAGUACUUGUAAAAUGGUUAGACAUGUGCCCGUUCUUGACGAACUCGGGCUUUGGUCCUCGGGUUGAGAAUUCUGAGGGGGUUCUGUCCGAAAAGAGUUGGUUUACAACCAACCAGUUCCUUUUAGAAGUCAUAUUUCAUGAGAGGAUGAAGAAGUACAAGUGUUUGACUAAUAACUCAUCGUUCGCCAAUGCCAUUUAUGUGCCGUUCUAUGCUGGCUUGGAUGCCGGACGCUACCUUUGGGGUUACAACAUAUCAAUGAGGGACUCUUUAGGUUCUGAUCUUGUCAAGUGGCUUGCGCAGCAGCCUGAAUGGAAAAGGAUGUGGGGAAGAGACCAUUUCUUUGUUUUGGGUAGGAUUGGUUGGGAUUUUCGAAGACAAGCUGAUCAUGACUCCGACUGGGGUAGCAAGCUUAUGACCUUGCCUGAAUCUAUGAACCUGACAGCGUUGUCAAUUGAAACAACCUCAUGGAGCAAUGAAUUUGCAAUACCAUAUCCCACAUAUUUCCAUCCUUCAAGUGACGAUGAGGUAUUCCAGUGGCAAAACAGAAUGCAGAGCCAUAGCAGGCGCUACCUGUUUGCCUUCGCAGGUGCCCCGAGACCUAGUGCGAACGAUUCUAUACGAAAGGAGAUUAUCCACCAAUGUUUAGCUUCAAGGAGGACGUGCAAUUUUCUUCGUUGUAAUUCUGGGGGCAAAAGCAGAUGUGAUAACCCAGCUGAAGUGAUUAAAGUGUUUCAAGACUCGGUUUUCUGCUUGCAGCCUCCCGGGGACUCCUACACCAGGAGAUCGAUUUUCGACUCGAUUUUGGCUGGUUGCAUUCCAGUCUUCUUCCAUCCAUUCUCUGCUUACGCGCAGUAUACAUGGCAUUUACAGAGGGAUUACUGGAGAUAUUCUGUGUUCAUACCAAUCGACUUAGUAAAAGAUGGGUUUGUCAGCAUCAAGCAGGUAUUACUUCAAAUUUCGGACAACGAAAUGCUGGCAAUGAGAAAGGAGGUCAUAAAGCUGAUCCCAAGAGUAAUUUAUGCAGAUCCCAGGUCUAAAUUACAGACCCUUGAAGAUGCAUUCGACAUAACAUUGAAGGGAGUCCUGCAUAGAAUAGGAAAAGUGAGAAAUAAUAUUAACAAGGGGAGGGAUCCUAGUAAUGGUUUUGCAGAAGAGAAUCGCUGGAAGAUGAAAUUAUCUGGGAUUGGAGUGGAAGAAGAGUGGGAUCAUUUCAUUGAUACUUCAAUGAGAUAUUAA